Messenger RNA from Oryzias latipes (Japanese medaka), 5079 nucleotides. RefSeq lists its product as uncharacterized. The record is from RefSeq and is a predicted model, not a curated record. Gene Ontology annotation, biological process: B cell receptor signaling pathway; negative regulation of T cell activation; intracellular signal transduction. Gene Ontology annotation, cellular component: plasma membrane; membrane raft. Lineage: Eukaryota; Metazoa; Chordata; Actinopteri; Beloniformes; Adrianichthyidae.
AGUGAAAGCGCUCUACCUUGAAAGCGUUUUGGGUCACAUGCCCAACCGAGAGCUGAUGGAGCCACAGGAAGGAGGCAGGAGUCGAGCCCCUCGGUUUGCGCGUCAGCAUCCACCCUUCGAAUAGCAUCUCUCUGCUGUCACUUCUGCCCUGCAGCCCGAGACCACUGCGACCCCCGACGCAAGCACUCAUUUUGGCAUGCACGCGUGUUUUUUCCCCUCGUGUGAUGCUGCAGAAGGGGAGCGAGGACAGGCUGUGAGGAGGCUAGAGCGUUAGGAGAAUGAUAGGGAGGAUCAAGGCGCGCUGUCCCAGGAGAACUCAUCCGAAGAGCCGGCCGUGAGAGCCCGGGAUGCUCCUGUAACGCACCGGGGCUGAUUUUCCCGUGUGAGUCGCAGCACUGGAGCUUGAGUGAAAGUGACGUAGUGAGCAAAGACGGAGUGGGUGUCAUGGAACACGACAAAGAAGCAAAUCCAGAAGCGCCUACCUACCAAAACCUGCUGCUCCUGGGAGCCAUCGCAGCAGCCUCUGCGUUUGUGGUCACCAUUCUCAUUGUUCUUGUCUGCGUAGGUUGCCAAAGAAAAAGCAAGAGCAAGCACCCCCCAGCUGGAGAGAAAGGGACAUCUGUAAAUUUGCAGGGUACGCUUCGGCAUCCAAAACUGAACUCCAUGAGCAAAUCUGACACCAGGCUGCAUGAGAUCAAUCGCUUUCCUUGCAAUGGAAACUCUGUUAGUAAGAGCCGCCCUGCCAGUAUGGACCUCCUGCUCCUUCACAGUCGGCGGUCCCAGACAGACUUAAGGCCAUCCCAAGGGCGCCAGCUCCCUCAGAUCCCCUCCAAUCCACAGGGAUCUGGUCAAGGAGGAGACACAGGAGGGGAUGGAGGAGGAGGAGGGGAAAGAGGGGAAGGGAGGGAGCACACCUACACUGAGGUCGGCCUGCGCAAUAAUCCCACCCCCACACACUACCUGGACGACGGCCUCUAUGAAAGCGUAGGUGUCCGGGAAGGUGACGCAGGCCCAAAAGCCCCCCCUGCUCCGCCUGCCUCCUCAGCCAACAGUCCAGCACUCAGAGAGGCUCCAAGCCCCCCAGCCAAUGCAAGCAGUUCUCGUCAGGGAAACGGGCAAGGGAAUGGUGUCAAAGGAAAUGGCAAAGGGAAUGGCACCAAUAAUGGAACAUUGACAGGAAGAGGUAACGGGACAAGUGGAGUAAACCGCUCCCCUCUAUCCUCUGUCAACUCUCUGGCCAUUCAAGAUCCAUCUUCAGCCGAGUAUGCUUCCAUACGAAAGUUUAUGAAGGCUGACAAGUUAAACCGGAAGGAGAAUAGUGGAGCUGACAGCCAAUCUGACAGCCAGUCGAGUGUGAGCGAUUCACCUUCUGCUGCUCCUCCUGCUCUACACCGCAGUCAGGAGAUCCCACGCAAGCCGCUGGAACCAUUUCAUCUCCAUUCUUUCCCAAAGGAGGCAGUGUUCAUGGGAAAUGGGGAGCAGUACAUCUGGAAACCUCCAGAGGACGACGACAUUAUUACCUUGCACCCACCGCCACUCCGUGGAGAGAACAUACAAGGGCAGCCAUCUCCUCCGACUGCAAAGGAGAUUGCAGACACCUACUCCAUCGUGUGUAAAUCGCAGAAGAAGAGACCUCCGAUGGAACACAACGGAGCAAAGACCCUCCCACGCUCCUUUGGUGGAGAAAAAGGAAACCAGGGUUCCCGAGGCCGGGGCAGAGGAGUUCAAGGCCAGGCUCGCUCCCAGGAGGAGCCGUGCUAUGAGCCAGUAGGUGACAGGUCCUGGUCCACCCCGGUGGCUGAGUCAGACCCUGCAUAUGCUAACGUUGACACCCAGCGAAAACGCGAGCAAGGGGGAGCCAAUAACAGCACAAGUGGGGGUAGUGCCACUCUAAAGAGAAAGAAGCUUAUGACCCAGCAGCAGCAACAAGCAGCACCAGCGGCUCCUCAAGUCUCAGGACCAAACGCUCCCCCUGUCAGAGGCCUCCCAGGAGGAGAGAAUUUCUAUGAGACCAUCAGUGAUGUAAAACAAGGGGCAAACAGCGCCAGCACUACCACCAUCUUCACUUUCAACGAUGGGAUGGAGAUGUAUGUGACUGGCCUGUAGCUCUUUGUUUGGCAGUGGCCUCUGAAUACUCUUGUACAGGUUCAAGAGGUCUUUCGGUUUGUCGAGCAACAGGUUACUGUAAAUAGACACAAGGCAGGCCCUCUAUUGUUAGUCAACUUGAGGAUCCAUUUUGUGUUGACAUCAGGUACAAACAGGGUCUUAAUUCAGGUUCAGACAUCCUUUCAUUAGUGUGUACUUCAGAACCAGCCUAAGCCUAGUCCAGCCCAAAUACUGACCAAAUGCUUAUGAACAAAAACAAUGGGGAAAAAAAGGAAAAUACAGCUUACGUGUUUUUGUCACUGACCAUAUUCACUCGCUUGUGCACCAUCAUUUGAGUUUUGUGUGAACACUGUACUUAAAAAAAGAGUACGUGGUGUAACUCACUGCCUAACACAAAUACAUUUUAAAUAUAAAGAAAUCUGCAUGCAUUGAGCAAACUCACAUGAAAAAAAGUGUAGCAAUUGAAAAUGGAUAUUUAUGAAGUGUAAAGAAGUCAUGUCACCAAAAAAAAAACAAAAAAAAACACACUCAUGCCUCAUCUCUGAUGACAUAGACAUAGACAAACUUGUCACAGACAUUUGCGGUGCUUCUCUCUUUCGUGUCAAAUGUGAAACGGGUUCAAAAGCACACUGACCUGCUGCCAAGCAGACAGCAUUGUGGAGCGCUGUGCAAACAUGGGCCUUUAUGUAAGCCUGCUCACAUACAGGAGUGGAUGACAGUUUUUAAAUCCAGUCCACAGGACUUCAUUGGUGGACCUGGAAGGUAUCAGUAACACCUUUCAUGAUAACAAUAGAAAAUGAGUUCUCCUCAAUAAUGGAACUUCAAAUAGAAAAAAAAAAUGCUAACUAAGAUUUGAGAAACAUCUGUAGCCUGAGGAAUGUUGACACACCCAACACACCCCCUCUUAGACACACAUAUUUAACAAAGUCAUGCAAGAUGAGUGAGGAGGACAGGGGCAGUGAGUGGCUUGAGCAAAAAUGUCUCUAAUUCGCAAGUGAGACUUUAUAACAGGGAUAAGGGAUAGACCUUUUUUUCUGUUCUAAAGAAAAAAAUCAGAAAAAUAUGAUUAUUAAAAUAUUGUUUAGUAUAAAAUGUCCUCUGGGGAUUGUAAAUAACUGAUUUUAUGACCAUUGUAAUUGUUGGACUGGCAAGCUGCAGGACUGCUCGGCCUAACUGUGCACUGGAGGGUAGAGGAUGUAUUGCGGCUCGGUUCUGAUUUACUUUCUGAACUCCAGUCAAAGCCAGAACCCCCCGCUUAGCUCACCGGAUUUAAAACCGUGGUAGAAAUUGUGGCAGAAUGUUUGGAUUCCAAAGAAAAUGAAAGCUGAGCUGUGGAUGCAUGAAAAUAACCAUCUAGUGUCCUUUGGAAGGUUUUCUAUUCUCCUUCUCCCCAACUUUGUUUCCACCCUCAGUCGUGAAAUCUCUUCCAUUAUAAACAACCUUCUUCCCUGUUUGCCUUGGGGAACAUUAAAAGAGGAAAAAAAUAAAGGAAAAAAGGACAAAUUUUGGCCUAAAAAAUAGAUUUCUAGACAAGGGGUGAUGAGCCUAAAAACGGCUCACUCACAUCGAGACUAACUGGUGUGUAGACAAGUUAGUAACAGACAUCUAUAAAUACUACUGUGUGUCCAAAAAUAUGUACAAUAUAAAUGCACACUGUAUUUUAAUGCACUGUUUUUUUUAGCUUACUAAUGAUAAUAACAUUGGUAAAAUAGCUCACACCACUGCCAUGAAAAAAGUAUGUUUAUGUUGUGGGUGCAGUUUUUUCCUGCUUGAUCAAAUAUGUGCAUGCUUUGAUGUAUGGAGAUAAAACCUGAUAUUGUUUGACUUAGUUCACUUUGUUUGCGACUCUUCUGUUUUACCUUUUUGUCGUGAUGCAAAGUCAAAUUCACUUUUUUCAGCAAUUUAGUUGAGCAAGGUGAAAGAGAAGGAGGUGAACAUGGCUAGCAGUGAUUGUUCUUGACUCUUUUACAAGGAGGAAUGGUGGAGAUGGGAGGAGUGUGGCAUACACAGCUUUAAAAAAGCUGGAUAUGGAUCACUGCAAAUGAACACAGAUGCAGAAGACUCAUCAUAACACGUGUUUGCAUGUUUUAAAUGCAGACGAACCCGAAAACACAAUGCAGUUCUCUCCCGCCGGUUCAAUCUGUGCAUGUUCUCCCACUCUCUCCUUGUAAUUUGUCCUAAAACCAGCACUUCUUCUUUUGCCUCACAUUUUCUCCCAUGCUGUACAAAAUAGGGCCUUUGAUGUCCAGUUCCAAGGGACUUUGGAGGGGGGGGGGGUGAUAUGUGGGCUGAGAAAGGGGCAAGGGUUGUGGGUCAAGUCAACCCUAGUCUGAUAUCAGCUAUUCACCAACAGCUCAGCUACCGUCUGAUAUGAGAAAUGCUCAACAGCUGCAAUUCCUUAGAAGUUCCCAUGGAGCCCCACUUAAACGAUGCAAAUUGGCAAUCGCUAUCACACUCGGUUAUUUAUUUAUUUUCUGUGGCUGUCACCUAAUGUGUCAAUUUUUCUUUUAUCCUGAGAGAAAGCACUGAUAUGAUAAACUUUAUUGAACGCUGUUAGACACUGAGUGUGACAGAUGUUCAUUGCACAAAUAUUAAGAUGAUGUAAAUGUGUAAAAUACUCUGUUGCUGUUCUGAUGUUGUUCUAUUGUAACAUACAGUAUACUUGUUGACUAAAAAAAAAGAUAUUAUCAAAACACAUUGUACUAUGUGGAUGCAAAAUGUUUCAUGCUUUCCAUGCAGAUACAAAUGCUGUUUAACUGUCUAAUCAUAUAAUUAUGGGCCAAUACUGCUGUGACAGCUGUAGCCAAUGUUGUAUGUUCUUAAAGCACAGGGUUUAGUUUGAAAAAGAAUAAAUACGAUAAAAUAUAGUGUGACAGUGCAGAUAUGCAAAAGAUUGUAAUGUUUUAUAUGACCCUUCAUAAAAUAUAAAAGUGAGUUUUUACUUUUCUAAUAAAGUGGCACAUUAUACCAUGA